AUGGAUUACGUGACUACAUUGAAAAUUUUAGUGAUUGGAGAAAGCGGUGUAGGUAAAUCAAGUAUUAUCUUAGCAUUCACAACAGGAGAUUACAAUGCCUCAUUCCCAGCUACGAUAGGAGUGGACUACAAAUGCAAAGUAAUGGAGGUCAAUGGUCUGAAAGUGAAAUUGGGCAUAUGGGAUACAGCGGGUCAAGAGAGAUACAGGACCUUGACAAACAGUUUUUAUAGAGAUGCACACGGCGCCAUAUUGGUUUACGACGUGUCCGAACCGAAAACACUUGCAAAGCUUAAGGAGUGGGUUGAGGAACUUCAGGUGUAUUCAACAAAGAAAAAUAUUGUCUGCUUGGUUGUUGGUAACAAAAUCGAUAAGCCCCGAGUGGUACCAAGGGAAGCUGGUCAAGCGUUUGCAAUGAAACACAGAAUGCUCUUCAUUGAGAGCAGCGCCAAAACUCAGGAAGGCAUCAACUUGGCUUUCGAAGAGCUGGUGCAAAAGAUCAUCGAGACGCCCGGUCUUUGGGAGUCAACUGGCGCCUCCUCCAAUAUACGCGUUUCGAACGAAGAGAGGAGACAACAAGAAGAGUCCUCUUGCUAUGAUUACACUUGUACCAUA
Iphiclides podalirius (scarce swallowtail) is the source of this 612-nucleotide messenger RNA. The record is from the annotation of a GenBank genome assembly. Lineage: Eukaryota; Metazoa; Arthropoda; Insecta; Lepidoptera; Papilionidae.